UCUCGACUUCAUUCAUUCUUUAAAAUCUCUGUUGACACGCCAAUUUUUCUUUCCCAUACCGAUAAAGAUGGUGAUAUCAUUACACUUUCCAGUGAUCUCGAACUCUUGGAAGUCGUCUCUGCACAAGAAUACGAUAACGAAAAAUUCGGCAAUAAUACCUUCUUAAAGUUCGCACUGAUCAUACCUGGUAAUGAAGUCUACUUGGAAGAGGAUGAAAACGAUAGUUGGGUUCUUGAAGGAAGCACCACACACAUCGAAGAUUUGACUUAUGAUAGCAAUGAUAAUGAUAGUAACUGGGGAGAUCGCGUUCUUUAUAAUGAUUCCUCCGAUAAUGAACUAAUAUCGCAAAGGGAAGUGGUGAUUGAAGAACCAACUUUUAAUCCUACGAUUUCCGCUCGUCAUGUUCCCGAGAAAAUACUUCAAAAUGAAAAAAAUCAAUUAGAAUCAGACUUAUUACAACACCGUUUAUCCCAAUAUGAAACUAUAAACGAAGCCUCUUCAAAAUCAGCAAAUACUGAACAUCAGCACUCUAAAAUUAUCAACGAAAAACGAGAUGAUGAAAAUGCAAGAGGCGUGUUCUUUCCUUGGUCUUGGCGUUCUUCGUUCAUUAGUCCGCAACUUUUGCCAUCCAGUCGUGUACAAUUUUCUCUUCAAAGAUUCUACCUUUUCAAAGAAAUAACAAAAACCUUACCUUCAAUCUUACUUUUUAUCACAUUUAUGAAAUUAUUUACUAUUGCUUUUUGUCCACUUAUUGCUAUAUUUUUGCUAUCGAAGGGAUUAAAGCUUAUCAAAGAUCGGCAUGGUGAAAAUGACAAAGGAAGAGCGGAGGUGAAAAUGAGUGUAGAUAUUAACGAAACUAGCUGA
Molecule: messenger RNA, 864 nt
Organism: Acaulospora morrowiae
Lineage: Eukaryota; Fungi; Glomeromycota; Glomeromycetes; Diversisporales; Acaulosporaceae
Source: the annotation of a GenBank genome assembly